CCAAAGCACUAGCUAUCCCACUCAAGCACACGCUCACGAUGACAUCCAAAGCUGCCAUCUUCGUCGCCCUGAGCAUCGUCCUCUCCUCCGUCGCCGCGCACGGCUGCGGACCCUAUUGCCAGCCUCCAGUCGUCGUGCCGACGCCGCCCGUUGUCGUUCCGCCGCCGUACCAAGGAGGAGGAGCGCACGGCCACGGCGGGCAGUGCUCUAUCGACGCGCUAAAGCUGCGGGUGUGCGCCAACGUUCUUGGCGGCCUGCUCAGCCUCAAGGUCGACGUUUCGGUGCGCGACGAGUGCUGCCCGCUGCUCCAGGGGUUGGUCGACCUUGACGCCGCCGUCUGCCUCUGCACCGCCGUCAGGGCCAACGUCCUCGGCAUCCACCUCGACGUGCCUGUGGACAUCAGCCUCCUCCUCAACCACUGCGGCAAGACGUGCCCGUCCGAGUUCACUUGCCCAGGCCAUUAACGGACGCGUACUGAUGCACGUAUGGGCGCCGACUAAGAUUUGCUUUCGAUCCGUACUUCAUUGUUAUUUUCGUGAGUUGUGGAACCGUUCCACUUCCACAUUUGAAUCCUUGUAACCAGUUACUUUUGGCAAACAACCAUGUACUCUUCGUAUUGAUAUAUAUCAUCACUGUGCAAUCAUUAUUACUCUA
Molecule: messenger RNA, 654 nt
Organism: Triticum dicoccoides
Lineage: Eukaryota; Viridiplantae; Streptophyta; Magnoliopsida; Poales; Poaceae
Product: cortical cell-delineating protein-like
Exons: 1
Coding region: 39-464 (141 amino acids)
Source: RefSeq, a predicted model, not a curated record